Blumeria graminis f. sp. triticale is the source of this 213-nucleotide messenger RNA. The record is from the annotation of a GenBank genome assembly. Lineage: Eukaryota; Fungi; Ascomycota; Leotiomycetes; Helotiales; Erysiphaceae.
AUGCCUGACAAAACUGGUGACUCCUGCUCCCAGCAUGCCAACUCAGAAACUCAUGAUAUAUCAAAAACCAAGUCGAGUGAUAAGCUAGAUUCAACACAAGCCAAAAAUACAGCACCGAGGUCGGGUAUUGUGCUACCUACAGAUUUCAAUGUUCCUUUAGAAGGUACAAAGGAAGAGCGCCUUGAAAAAGCUAAGUGUCUAAACAAUGUUUGA